AGCCCGAUGCGGGGCUUGAUCCCAUGACGUUGGGAUCAUGACCUGAGCCGAAGGCAGCCGCUUUACCGACUGAGCCACCCGGGCACCCCUAGUUCAAAAAUUAUUAAGAAGUUAAAGACAGCAAGAGUGGAACAUUAAGCCAAGGGUGGGGGCGCGGGCAGGGCACUGGUCCCCGACCCAUGAAGCCAGCCCUGCCUCUCUGGGGGAAAAUGCCACAUCUCCCAUUCCAAACACUUCUUGCUAGGUGAGUUACUUUGGGCAACUAGAGCUUUGGUCCUUUUGAUUGUAAAGUGGGUUAGCUAGAGGCUAGCAGGCGCUAAUUCAAUUAAUAUAUGCAAGAGCAAGCACUUUUUGAUGUGUAAGACACCAAAUAAAUACAGGGAUUAUUAUAAGAAUGGGUCAUCUAAAUGUUUAUGUGUUCUUUCUUUAAUUGACCUCAUAGAUAUUUUGGUACAUAAACUCUUUACAGAUAGCACAGGGUCCACUGCCACCUUGUGCAUUAACACGAAUUCCAAGCUUAUUGGUGAAUCCCUAAUCAUGAGAUUUGCCUCCCUGUUCCUUGGUCUUCCCAGCUCGCAGAGCGAACUACUAAAGGGUAAGUCCAGAGCAUUGGAGUCUGGACGCUUCCUCAUCAAAGUCACUUUUUCUUGCUGCGAUUAGAGUUUCAGUCUAGUUGGGAGCCGAAUCCUUGCCGGGACUCCAGAACCUUCCCAGUGGUUGUGGGGCCCUGGGAAGGGGCGCCCUGAAAUCAUCCAGCGAGGGCUCGAUGGUGAACGCCGCGGGCACAUGACUCUCCAGGCCUCGGGAGACUGCGGUGUCAGGUUGAAAGUCAGGGCUGGCACCUGGCUUUCAGAGCAGGGGAUUAGGAAAAGGGGAGCGCAUUUAGGGACUUGGAUUUCUGAAGAGGCGCGACUUCUGUGUUUAUUUUCCCCGGCGUGCCCUCUGAAGCACAAACCUUUCCAGACUUGCUGACUUACUACAGCUUUUGGGGACCGUGGUACCGUAAGGCGGCCGGCUGCCUGACCUAAGAUUUAUGACCGGCUCCAAGGAUGAGACAAGGUCCCAGUGUCUCGGUGACAACAAGGUCUUUGACGAACAGCCGCGGGCUGCAGCUGGGGAGAGGGAGGAGGCCUGUGGUCGGGGUGUAGAGCCUCUGGCUUUUCUCCCUGCAGGAGUUGGGUGCCCGGGGCGCAGGCGGGCAGCCCCGCAGGCCAUCAGCAUGCAGGAGCCGCGCGCGCCGUCCUUGAAGGGUUGCCCGCUGACCUUGCUCCGCUUUCUCCGGAGAAAUCUCCCGAGCGCGACGACGCGGUCACCGCGGUGACUCAGUGCCCUGCGCGCCGCAAGCAAACGCUCCCCUCCAGCAUGCCCAGCUCCGCAGCCGCGGCUUCCCCUUCCUGCCCCCUUUUUUAAUUCCACGAUUCAAACCCGGCGUUUUCCGCUCCCCCCUUCCCCCCCUCCACCGCCCGCCAGUCAUUCGCCAGCCUGUCCGGGUGUUUGGUCCCCCCCCACCUCCCAUCUGCAGAACUGAAGGCCAAUCUUCGCGCUGCCUCGCUGCGGGCCCGGGGAUCGGACGUGGCCCGCCCGGGGCCGGGCACCGCGCUGGGCGACCGCGAUCCGGAGCCCGACCGGAGGGGGCGGUGCGCCGCGCUUUCGGCUGCUCGGGCGGACGGCGCCCGGGCCCGGCUCCCCAUUGGUCGUCACCUCGGCGGGGAGGGGCCGCCCCGGCCCCGGGGCACCUGGAGUCGCCUCUCCGCAGGGAAAUCGGCGGCUGCCGGGCACGGGCGCCCAGAGGUAAAGGCGUCCGGAGGGAAGGCCCGGGGCCGCGGCCGAGCUCUCGGCCACCGGCUCUGCCCUGCCCUCCGCCCCGGCGCCGGCCACGCUCGGAUGCCCCCUGCGCCCGCCCCGCCAGGCGGAAACUUUGCCCCGCCAAGUCCCCCGCCCGCCUAACAGCGCCGAGAGGCGCCCGGUCGACCGCGCGCCCCGCCGGGGCCCCUAAACCCCGCGCGUGAUUGCGGGGCCCCCCGGCUCCCCGCGCCCGCCGCACCCCGGCGUGCGCGAGCGGCCGCCAGGAUGCGCUACGCGGAUCCCUCGGCGAACCGGGAUUUGUUGGGGAACCGAACUUUACUCUUCAUUUUCAUCUGCGCCUUCGCCUUGGUGACCUUGCUGCAACAGAUCUUGUACGGCAGAAACUACAUCAAGAGAGGCCUCCAGUUUGGCUGGCAGAGUGGCGACCAGCUGGCCAAUUGGACGGGGCUCUUUAAUGUCACGGACGACCCGGCCGUGCAGAGCAGCAGUACCUCCAGCUCCAGGUACUUUGAAUUUUACGAGGGCCCGUUUGAAUAUAACUCCACGAGAUGCCUGGAGCUGAGGCACGAAAUCUUGGAAGUGAAGGUGUUGUCCAUGGUGAAGCAGUCGGAGCUGUUCGACAGAUGGAAGAGCCUGCAGAUGUGCAGAUGGGCGAUGAAUAUCUCUGAAGCCAACCAGUUCAAGUCCACUCUGUCCAGGUGCUGCAAUGCCCCCUCCUUCCUCUUCACCACCCAGAAGAACACCCCCCUGGGGACGAAGCUCAAGUAUGAAGUGGACACCAGCGGCAUCUACCACAUCAACCAGGAGAUCUUCCGCAUGUUUCCCAAGGACAUGCCCUACUACCGGUCCCAGUUUAAGAAGUGUGCAGUGGUGGGCAACGGAGGCAUCCUAAAGAACAGCCGCUGUGGGAGGGAGAUCAACAGCGCCGACUUUGUCUUCCGGUGCAACCUACCCCCCAUCUCAGAGAAGUACACCAUGGAUGUGGGCGUGAAGACGGAUGUGGUCACUGUGAACCCCAGCAUCAUCACAGAGAGGUUCCACAAGUUGGAGAAGUGGCGGCGGCCCUUCUACCGGGUGCUGCAGGUGUACGAGAACGCGUCGCUGCUGCUGCCCGCCUUCUACAACACGCGCAACACCGACGUGUCCAUCCGCGUCAAGUACGUGCUGGACGACUUCGAGUCGCCGCAGGCCGUGUACUACUUCCACCCGCAGUACCUGGUCAACGUGUCGCGCUACUGGCUCAGCCUGGGGGUGCGCGCCAAGCGCAUCAGCACCGGCCUCAUCCUGGCCACGGCGGCGCUCGAGCUCUGCGAGGAGGUGCACCUGUUCGGCUUCUGGGCCUUCCCCAUGAACCCCUCGGGCCUCUACAUCACCCACCACUACUAUGACAACGUCAAGCCCCGCCCCGGCUUCCACGCCAUGCCCUCCGAGAUCUUCAACUUCCUGCACCUGCACAGCCGGGGCAUCCUGCGCGUGCACACGGGCGCCUGCAGCUGCUGCUGAGGGGGGCGGGCUGGCCGGCCCCGCGGCGAGCAGGACCCCGCUCCUCCUCUCCCUCCUGCGCCGGGCGGGGGCGGGGCGGGGCUGCCGCUCAGGCUGUCACGGCCUCGGCGUUCAGCUUCCUGCGUGGGUGGUGCGGGCCAGGAGGCAGGGCUGGCCCCCACCGCGUGUCCCCCCCCCCCCCCCCCGCCCCGGGCAGGGCCGGCUGUGUGCUAAGCUCCCUGGCCUCCGCCGGGGCCCCGUGUCCCCACCCUGCCGCCCGGUAGCAUGCUGCUGGGCCACACCCCAAGAUCAGGGGCCCUGGGGGAUUGCAAGUGAGUAAAGCACAUUUGCGCUCCGUUUUAGCACUGGGGAGAGCUCGCACUGUAGUGGCCUUGUCGCAGCUAGAGGCAGGCCCUCCGGAACGGAAACGGGGGAGACCGGACAUGGGAGCACUGUCAAGAUUUAGUUCCGACUUCUGGCUUCCAGGCCUUUAUACCGCAGCCUCAGCUGUGAAUUGCUGUCUAGAAUCUCAGAGCUUACAGAUCAACCCAGCAGCCAGACCUUCCUGUGAAGACAGAGUGGCUCAGGGGGGUCCAGGGUCUUAACCACGGUCACUGCAACUGAUUUGAGUCCCUUAAGUGACGCCGCGAGAUCUACCGCGAGCCCCGUGUCUUAGCAUCUUCACCUCGACACCGUGUGCUGGGAGCCUCGCGCUUUCACCUGCAUCCUCAGGCACACACACGGUCUCAGCGCCUCCAGGUCCGAUCCUGUGUGUGAUCUUCCGACGAGAAGGACCAGCCAUUUGCACGAAGGUUUUCAGGCCAAUGGUUUUGAGUCAACCUGCGCUUCGCAAUCUGCUUCCUCUCCUGUCUCCUUAUUUUCAGCUCUGUUUUAACCAGGAGUUAUUUAUAAGAUCCCCUCUCUGUUCCUGAAUCCUUCGGAAUCCUGCUACAUUGUGUUCCUGCACUGGAACUGUAGGCUCUGGGCUGGAAAGCACUGACAUGUAACUGAUGAACUCUGCAGACGGAAGUGCGUCAUGGCCUCCAACACCAGCAUCACUGAGGGUCCCACGGGGAAGGCAGGACUCCCCACAUCCCACAGCCUGGCGGCCUUCACACACGUGGACCCACAGGCCUGUGCUUUGGGAAGUUAGCUGGGCCUGAGCCGAAAGGGGUUAACAUGGCGUUUCACCUCUGAAGUUCUUUGCCUUUCCUUCCCCUGUGGUGUUUCCACCAUCAGCAAGGUCCUACCUAACAGACACUUGCAGUGACUUGCCUUAGAACCUAGCUUUGUGGACGUGUGGAUUGUUAGUUCCGGAGGGACUUCAGACCCCUUCCUCCCACCCUCCCUCCCUGCCGCCUUUUUCCAGAAACCUAUUCUGCUUAGGUCUGGGGUGGGCUUGGGAAGAUAGGGUGAUGAAUAAAGGCAGAGUCGCUUUCUUCUAGGGAUGGAGGGCAGACCGUACACAGACCCCAGCCCAGCCUGCUGGGUGCCCUGAGGAAGGCGGGGAGCUGCGAGGUCUCAGCAGGGAGGGGGUCCCGCCAUCCGAUGACCACCUUUUACAGCCAGAGCAGCAGCCCCAACCAGUGAGAGGGGAGAGCGUGGGCUCAGUCCCCGGCCUCCAGGCUCCCGGUCCAGGGCUCCCUCCUUGGCAAAACCACUUUGUGUGGGCUCGUGUUUCAUGUUGGUGGGUGGUUAUGGAGUGCAUGCUCCGUGCACAGCACUGUUCUAGAUCCUCCUUCGUUCUGAGCCCUGGUCCUGACUGGGCAAGUCUCGGGCUGCUUUCUGUGGAGCAGGGACGCAGCCAAUAAGACAACGUAGACCCCAGUGGGCCAUAAGCUGGGAAAAACUGUGCAAGGGCAGUGGGUGACUAGGCUUUCUUGGGCUCUGCCCAUUCCUCCCAAGGAAGGUACUUCUGGGGAAGGUUCCGGCUAGCUGAGCUUUCCAGCCAUGUGUUUGUGGUUAAGUAAGGCCAGUUCUUGAAACUGUGGCAUGUCAGGACUGCGAGGCUCCGAAAGACCAUUUUAUCCCACUUAAGGAAACAGGCCUCGAAGGGGAAGGUGGCCUGGGUCAAAUCCUGCCUAGGGUUCUACUGAAUGCCUGCUGUGGACCAAGCCCCCUGGGUAACACUUCUGUUCCAGGGAGAGCCGUGUCGGGGGCAGGAACCGUGGUGAAUCAGACAUCAGGGUUCCCACCGCUUGAGGGUGCCACAGGUUGGCAGCCGCCCCAGCAGGGCCCUCGUAGGAGCUGAGGAGAGAACGCAAUGAUCCACCCCGUAGAGGAAUCAGGACUUAUGUUCCCAUUUCUGCUGGUGGAUCUUAGGGUGAGUCUCUUCUCUCCCCACAGAUCUGUUUUCCUCAUCUCUACAACCAGGGCCUUGGGAAAGAUCUCUAGGGUCUUUAUAAUCUCUAAUUUGUUUUUGGAGGUAAUCCUGAUGUAUAGAUAUGAGCCACAAAUUGUAUUUACUAUUAUAAUAGCUAACAUUUA
Messenger RNA from Mirounga angustirostris (Northern elephant seal), 5775 nucleotides. RefSeq names its product ST8 alpha-N-acetyl-neuraminide alpha-2,8-sialyltransferase 5 (gene ST8SIA5). Gene Ontology annotation, biological process: N-glycan processing; oligosaccharide metabolic process. NCBI's taxonomy places the organism in Eukaryota, Metazoa, Chordata, Mammalia, Carnivora, Phocidae. Bases 2071 to 3309 code for a protein of 412 amino acids. The record is from RefSeq and is a predicted model, not a curated record. Gene Ontology annotation, molecular function: alpha-N-acetylneuraminate alpha-2,8-sialyltransferase activity. The transcript has 8 exons.